AUGUAAUUAAAUAUUUCCCGAAUAAAAUUACAUCUAUACAUUGUACGCUUCCCCUUUUUAAUAAGUCACGAAUCAUUUCAUUUCAUUUCAUUUUACUCUCAAUUUCUCUAUUACUCCAACUAGAGAGAGAAAAAAUAUAUCAUAGAGAUUAUUCCGAAUUAUGAAUGCUUUCUUAGUAAUUUUUGAGACGCUUUUACUUUGAUCUCCUUGUUUUCUGCUCAAAUUUCGCGAAUUUAUUCCAGAAAUUUAGUGCUUUUUUUCGUGAUCGCCGGUGGUUGAAUUAUUCCUGGUUUUUAGAUCUUGAAUUCCUGAUUAUUUUUGGCGCUAUUACAGAAUUUCAAGUGUUUUUUCCGGUUUCCUUCUGGAAAAAUUAAGCUGUUUUCCGGUUAAUUAGUGGUUUUCCGAUGAUAUGAUGGCGAGAGUUAAUAAUAGCGUGGAUACUGUAAACGCCGCCGCCGCGGCGAUCGUCUCCGCUGAGAGCCGUGUACAACCUGGUUCACUUCAGAAGAGAAGAUGGGGAAGCUGUUGGAAUCUUUAUUGGUGCUUUGGGUCUCUUAAAACCAGCAAGAGGAUAAGCCAUGCUGCCCUUGUCCCAGAGCCCACUGUUACUGAGAGUACAGAGGCCAUUACCGACAACCCAAACCCUUCAACCUCCAUAGUAUUUCCAUUUAUUGCGCCCCCAUCCUCUCCAACUUCUUUUCUGCAAUCAGAUCCACCAACUGCAACUCACUCACCUGGUGGAUUGCUUACCGUAACUCCCCUUUCUGCUAAUGCCUUUUCCUGUACUGGGAAUGCUCAUAUGUUCACCAUUGGUCCCUAUGCCCAUGAGACUCAACUAGUCUCACCCCCUGUAUUUUCUGCUUUUACUUCUGAGCCAUCCACUGCUGCUGUGACUCCCCCUCCUGAACCUGUGCAGUUUACCACUCCAUCAUCACCUGAAGUUCCAUUUGCCCAAUUGCUUACUUCAUCACUCAAGCGUUCAAGGAGGAACUGUGGGACUAAUCACAAACUUGCACUAUCCUGCUAUGAAGUUCAUCAUCUCAUAUCUCCUGGCUCAGCAAAUUCAGCAUCUGGCACAUCUUCUCCUUAUUUUGAUAGGCGUCCAAUGCUUGAGUUCCGAAUGGUAGAUGCUUCCAAGUUGUUCGACUCAAAGAGUUUUUCUACUCGUAAAUGGGGCUCAAGACUGGGAUCGGGUUCUCUUACUCCAGAUGGUGCAGGAUUUGCACCCUAUGAUGGUCUACUUCUGGAAAAUCAAAUCUCAGAGGUGGCAUCGCUUGCUAACUCAGAAACUGGAUCCCCGAUUGCCGAGGCUCUCAUUGAUCACAGAGUUUCCUUUGAGCUUUGCCGGGAAGAUGUUUCGAUAUAUUUUGAAAAGAAAGUGACGGAGGGUCAGCAUAAAACAAGGGACCAAUACACAAGAAUUAAUGAAGCCUCCCACAAAGUUGAAAAUUGUUGUCUGUGUUCUCAUGAGGUCUUAAGCGAAACCCAUGAGUCAACUUCAGAUGUAACAAAAGAUUGUCAACACAGGAAAUCCUCUCUUUCUCUUGGAUCAGUUAAAGAAUUCAAUUUCGACAGUAGCAACAGAGAAAUCACUGGUAAUUCAAAUCUUAGCUCGGAAUGGUGGGCUGAUGAGAAUGUUGGGAAGGAAGUUGGGGCUCAAAACAAUUGGUCUUUCUUUCCAUUGCUUCAGCCAGGAGUCAGUUGACAUUCUCUCACCGGAAUGCAUGGGCGCAUGGCUUGUAACCUUUCUGGUUAGCGCUGAAUAUAUAAUCCCGGACAGUCGAGCAACAGAAACGAAUCAAGUCAAAUGUUUAUACAAAGAUACGUUCUUUUGCAGCCUGACAAAUGCUGAUAAUGGUGCGCCGAUCAAUCAAUCUGUGGAUGAUGCAUUUGCACAAUGUUUCUGGGCAUGAGAAAUAGGUUGGUGCUCUUUUGGUAUUACAAUUACUUCCUAUUCUACUUUGUAUCACUUAUCCCGAUGCCAUACAUAAAAUAGGGUUUUGUUAUUAGCAUGACUUCAUAAAUGAAUGUAUUUUUAUCAUUCAGUGAGAAUGAUCAUAACUUUAAUCAAUCCAAUUACAUAGCUACUGCUAAAAUUCUACCA
Messenger RNA from Chenopodium quinoa (quinoa), 2104 nucleotides. RefSeq lists its product as uncharacterized. The coding region runs from base 410 to 1705 and encodes 431 amino acids. The transcript has 2 exons. NCBI's taxonomy places the organism in Eukaryota, Viridiplantae, Streptophyta, Magnoliopsida, Caryophyllales, Amaranthaceae. The record is from RefSeq and is a predicted model, not a curated record.